UUCUACGGACGUUUGUGAUCGGACUCCAGGCAAAGUUUCACUGUUUGGUUUCUCUCCAUCCCUCGUUCCUCUGUCCCGUGCGGCGUCGGCUAGAUCGUGGGCUCCGGCGACGGCGGUUGAAGGGCGACGGCUGCGGCAGGGCGUAGGAAGCCCAUUUUUGUAUCUCAAAUCAAGAUUAGGUUCCUAUAAGCUCUGAAGAAAUGGAAAUGGGUGACAAGGCGGUCGGUCUUGUGUUGACCAUGACGAGUUUAUCCAUCUUUACCUACUACACUUUCUGGGUCAUAAUCUUGCCAUUUGUUGACGAUGAUCAUUUUGUCCACCAAUACUUUCUACCUCAAGAAUACGCCAUCUUCAUCCCUGUGUUUGCCGGUGUAGUGCUUCUUUCGUUCCUAAGUAUAUUCAUCGGUCUUGUGAUGAUGAAGUCGAAGAAAAAGAAGGCCGCUUGAUUGAUUUGGCGGCUCCCCCGCUGUUCCAGUGGAGUUUCUGGUUUACUUAAACCUAGUAGACAGGUUUCGUGGAAGAUUGUAUUUCAUUGAGCUCACUUGUGAUCUAAGGCUUUCUCGUGGCACUUACAAGCGGGUAUUUGCGUGUUGGUAAUUAUUGAUCGCAAGAAUAAACAUUGGUCAAAUAUCAAGUGUUGUUACAUCGAUAAUUCUCGGAUGAUAUGUUAGAUCAAUGUAGUCGGCACUCAACAUGUAUCAUGCUUCUGCUUCUGUGUAGUUUGACA
This is a messenger RNA of Triticum dicoccoides, 727 nucleotides long. Its product is annotated as dolichol-phosphate mannose synthase subunit 2-like. Gene Ontology annotation, cellular component: dolichol-phosphate-mannose synthase complex; endoplasmic reticulum membrane. Gene Ontology annotation, molecular function: enzyme regulator activity. Gene Ontology annotation, biological process: GPI anchor biosynthetic process; dolichol phosphate mannose biosynthetic process. Lineage: Eukaryota; Viridiplantae; Streptophyta; Magnoliopsida; Poales; Poaceae. The transcript has 3 exons. The coding region runs from base 201 to 446 and encodes 81 amino acids. The record is from RefSeq and is a predicted model, not a curated record.